AGGAGUGCUCCAUAUUCGUGUACCUAGCUACCUACCUAUUCCUCAUAUCUAUGCAUUUGAUAUUUUUUUUCUGAUAAUGUUCACGAGCUCUACAUUGACACCGUAAAUUGUAUGGUUUUCGUAGAAUUUUUUCCACGUAAGGUACAAACGUGGUGUUUUUUACAUCGUAGUUUUCAAAACACUGUAGUUCAGUAGGUACUACAUACCAAUCAAUGUCCGUUCUGUACAGUGAAAUUCUGUUCGAUGGCUUCGUACGUUACUAUUCCAUUCAAGGAUUCAGAAAUUCGAGGUAUUGAGAAAACUUCUUUAAACGAGAAAAUAUAUUAUGCGUUUUUAGGCAUUCCUUAUGCUGAGCCUCCGAUAGGAGAUCUAAGAUUCAAGGCUCCUCAACCUUUAAAAAAUUUCCCAAAAUAUCUCGAUGCUACUAAAUUCAAAAGUAGCUGUAUCCAAUACAAUGAGCUACACAAAUUGGACAUGGGCAGUGAAGAUUGUUUGCAUGUGAACAUUUUUAUUCCAAAACUUCCUACAACUGAUUCGCUAUCACCAGUGAUGUUAUAUUUUCAUGGAGGGUCGUAUUUAUGUCUAACUGCCAACUCAAUGACCCCUCAUUUACUCAUUGAGCACGACAUUGUCAUCGUAUCGUUUAAUUUCAGAUUGCACGCUUUAGGAUUUCUUGAUUUGGGUAUACCAGACUGUCCUGGAAAUGUUGGCUUAAAAGAUCAAGUGCUUGCUUUACAAUGGGUUAAAGAAAAUAUCAAAUAUUUUGGCGGUGAUCCGGAUAACAUAACAUUGUUUGGAAUGAGUUCAGGAGCUGCAUCUGCUCACAUGUUGAUCAUGUCACCAAUGCACCAAAAUUUAGCGAAUAAAUUAAUCCUAAUCGGAAGUAACGCUUUAAAUACAUGGCACGUGAACCCCGAACCAUUGAAAAUUGCUUUUGAAUUGGGUCGAAAAUUUGGAUACGAAGGCGAUGAUAAGGAAGCGCUUUUGAAGUUGUUAAAAUCUGUUUCCGCUGAAGAAAUAUUAAAAGCUGUACUGACGAUUUAUAAAGAAAAUAUCAAGCUGCCGAGAAGUUACUCGUUUCGACCUACUGUGGAAUGCAUCAAAGAAGGAGCAUUUUUACCAGACUUGCCCCAAAAAUUAUGGAGAGAAGUAAAUAACAUAACCGUAAUUAAUGGGAUAAAUGAAAAUGAAGGAACAGUCAUUCUGAGAAAUCCAGAGUUUGCUCAACUAAUCGUUCAACAUGAUGCUCUGAAAAAUGUCAUAUUUGAUAUGACGUCUGUUAAAGAAGAUUUUCUAGAAAGUAUGUUCCAAGAGAUAAUUUCUUUCUACGGAAUAGCUGAAAAGGAUAACCCAGAAAAUUACGUAGCGAGGGUGAAUCUUCUUACAGAUUUAUUGCUAAGACACGUUUAUACAAUACCUGAAUUUUUACCCUCAAUUUCAAGUACAUGUUCACUUUAUAACUAUCAAUUUGCGUAUCGUGGAACCCGUAACAUAAUGACAAAUGCAUGGAAAGAACGUAUACCGCAAAAUAUAAUAGAAGGUACUUUUCACGCUGAUGAUGUCGGUUACCUGGUUAUUCAGAAGAAAUGGAACACGCCAGAAAGUGAUAGAAAAGUGGCACAAACAGUUUGCACUCUGUGGACAAAUUUUGUAAAAUACGGAAAUCCUAACGGCGAAAUUUUCAAUAAUUUAUGGGUUCCUUCAUCCAAAGAAAAUCCGUGCUACUUACAAAUAGAUGAAAACUUGACUAUGAAAAAUGAAGAUUUUAAUUUGGAGAGAGCCAAUUUUUGGAAACAUUUGACAGAAAAAUAUUCUUUAUGAAGUUCCUAAAGUCACUCAGCUAUGUACAAAUAGGCAAAGACGGAGAACAGUGAAUUGAAUACACAAAAAAUUCGAUCUACUUAUAUCGUAUAGCGUAUAAGUAUUUUAGGGACACUUGCGCAAAUACCUAUUUGAAAGAAAAUAUAAAAUUUUAUUAAUAAUUUAUUUUAAAAAUAUUUGAAUUCAACACAUAAACUGCACAUACGUAA
Planococcus citri (citrus mealybug) is the source of this 2030-nucleotide messenger RNA. Its product is annotated as esterase FE4-like. The transcript has 11 exons. NCBI's taxonomy places the organism in Eukaryota, Metazoa, Arthropoda, Insecta, Hemiptera, Pseudococcidae. Bases 244 to 1821 code for a protein of 525 amino acids. The record is from RefSeq and is a predicted model, not a curated record.